This is a messenger RNA of Gilbertella persicaria, 712 nucleotides long. RefSeq lists its product as uncharacterized. Lineage: Eukaryota; Fungi; Mucoromycota; Mucoromycetes; Mucorales; Choanephoraceae. The transcript has a single exon. The record is from RefSeq and is a predicted model, not a curated record. The coding region runs from base 55 to 453 and encodes 132 amino acids.
UUUUUUGCUUUCUUUUUUUUUGGCUUUUUCCAACACUGCUCUUUAUUCUAGUUCAUGACAUCCUAUUGGUAUUCAACCAAUGGAAUGAAACAGUGUCGAUUAUCCAAUCGCUAUUUAUCAGUAUUGGAUCAAGCAUAUGAAAGACGCUCUCGGAUACAAAUAGCAGAUGAAGAAUUAUUUGGGAAAACAAUGUCUGCUAUAGCAAACCCUUAUCAAGGCACAAUGACAGCAGAAGAAUUUCAUUUUGGUCUUUAUCGACAACCACCUAUAUGGCGAAUGAGCAGUAUAAGCCUUGAUACAUUGACAUUUAUGGAUUGUGCCUCCAGCAAAGCCAUGAAUGAUAAUAGUCAUUUAGAAGAAGAAUCAAACUCCUCCAAUGAUAAAUUACUACAGAGAAAAAAAUUAGCACUCAAUAAUGUAGAGGAAAAGUAUAUUUGCUGUACUAUCAGUUGACUGAGGAUGCAAAAGAGAGACGAAAAAAAAAAGUAUGUACAUAUCAUGAUAGAGCUUCUCCUUUUGUAUCAUCGACUAUUUAAUAAACUUACAAUAAUGCACUGAUGAAUGAAACUACACUACCAAUGAAAAAGGAUGUAUAUAAGGAGCAAGAGAAGCAGGCUAAUAAAGAAGCAGAACUUCCUUCUCCUUCUGAAGCAUGUGUAUUAUAGACGGGUAUCUUAUUUUCAUCGCUUACUCUAAGUCCACUUGGGAGACU